UGUUUUUCAAUUUUUUUUUGUUUCUAAAAAUAAAUUUUUUAAAAAAAUGCCAAAAAGAGGUUCUAGUUUUUAUUUGACUGAAGCUAAAAAUUCUGCCGAUUCGUCAUCAAAUGGAAAUGGACAUAAAACUGGCAAAAAUUCAACAAAUAAAAAUCAAAAUAUUGAAUUUUCUGGUUGGCUGUAUAAAUGGACAAAUUAUGUAAAGGGAAACUCGAAUGAUGUAAAUGGACCUUCUCGUGGGUCGAUAAAAAUGGAAGAGGCUAGUGUUCGCAGUGAUCAACAUGAUGGACUUAAUAUGGUUAUAACAGUCCCAUUUUCACCAAAUCUACAUUUGAGAGCAAUUAACGACUCGGACCGUUCAAAAUGGUUAAAAGCUUUGGAAAAUGCAAAACAUUUUGCGAUUAAAAGAGUUUCUUCCUUAGAAGAUGAUGAGAACGAAACAGAAAAAUUUUUGAGUAAAACACUUGAAUUGAAGGAAUAUCCACUUGGAGAUUUUGAAGGAAUGAAUAAAGAAUUGAAUGAAUUGGCUGCUAAAUUUUCAAACGAGUUGGAAGGGUUUUUGCAUUUUGCUGUUGGACAUUUAAACGCUGCAGAUGCCAAAAAAUGUGUGGCUAAAGCUAAUUCUGUGAAAAGUUUGAGAGACGGGACUUUAAAGUUAACCGAUCAAUUAUUGACAAAAUACAAAAAAGAAUGCGAAUCUCUUUGUCGUCUUGCCCACUCACAAAAUGAAAAACACCAAGAAUUACAGAGACAAUAUGAAAUUUUGGCUAGACAACAUCAACAACUUGAAGGGGAAGCUUUGAGACUUUCGGCUAGAGUGGCUGAUGAAAGUAGUAAAAAUACUGGAGGAUCGCUUUGUAGGUUUUUUUGGGAAUUUAAAAAAGAAUUUUUGAAAAUUUUUGUUGAUUUUUAUGAUUCUUUUCGGGUUUAAAAUGUUUUAAAAAUAAAGGGACACUAAGAGGAUUCGAACCCAGAACCCUCUCAGGCUGGAGUCAAGACCGCUAUCCACUAUACCAAGAAUAAAGGAUGACUGAUUUUUAAGAAAUUUCUUCACUCAAAAUCAAUAAAUUUCUCUUUUUAAUUUACGUAAAUUAAUAAAAAACGUGGAUUUAAAUUAAAAAAAAAGAUGAAAGGAAAUUCUUUUCCUUGAUAAUUUUUCUUUUCUUACAAAAUAUUUUUUUCUUCCAUUUUUAAUUUUUUUUCUUUAUUAUCGGUCUUUUCCUUUUUACAUAUCCAAAGUUUGCAAGUUUUAUCAGCAAAUAAAAAAAUAUUUUUUCUCAAAAGAGAACGGAUUAUAAAUAUAAAAGUAAACAAAAAAGAGAAUUAUAGGGGCGACAUUAUUUUGGAGACAGAAAAUCAAAACAAACUUUUU
Molecule: messenger RNA, 1372 nt
Organism: Meloidogyne enterolobii
Lineage: Eukaryota; Metazoa; Nematoda; Chromadorea; Rhabditida; Meloidogynidae
Source: the annotation of a GenBank genome assembly